Messenger RNA from Ochlerotatus camptorhynchus, 1578 nucleotides. Its product is annotated as UDP-glycosyltransferase UGT5-like. The record is from RefSeq and is a predicted model, not a curated record. NCBI's taxonomy places the organism in Eukaryota, Metazoa, Arthropoda, Insecta, Diptera, Culicidae. The transcript has 2 exons. The coding region runs from base 19 to 1578 and encodes 519 amino acids. Gene Ontology annotation, molecular function: UDP-glycosyltransferase activity.
GUCCGUACCUUGUCGAAGAUGAGUUCGAAGGCCUUCGUUGGUCUGCUGCUGAUCGUUAUACUCGGUAUGACAACAACGGUCAGUAGUUACAGUGUACUAUUCUUGAUCCCAUUUCCCGGUUCGAGCCAUUGGCUAAUGUUCAAGCACUUUAUACGGGAGUUGACCCAAAGAGGACACGAAGUUACAGCUAUCACAAGUUACAAGUUUGGCGAACUGAUCGAUAACUACACCGAAGUGCUGAUCGAUCCGAGCUAUCCGAUUCUAGAGAAAUUUCCGAUUUCAGCCAUUUACAGUUCGCAGGACUACCAGAAUGAUUUCAAAAACUUGUUUCUGUACUGGCGUUUGGGACUGGAAACGAGUCGCUACGCUUUGGAGAACAAAAACGUUCAACAGUUUAUCCAACGACAAGAUUUGCAUUUCGAUCUCAUCGUUAGCGAGCAAUUCUUCCAGGAAAGUUUGCUCAUGUUUGCCCACAAGUUCAAGGCACCGAUUGUAACCAUCAGCACCAUAGGUUAUUCGGACUACAUGGACCGAGCGAUGGGACUACUGACCCCGUGGUCUUUCGUUCCCCACAUGCUGCUAGACUACGAAGAUCGGAUGAACGUCUUCCAGCGAUCGUACAAUGCUCUUCUCUCAACGUUUGAUUACAUCGGACGAGAGUUCCACUAUCUUCCAGAGCAGAAUAAACUGGCGAAGGAAAUAUUCAACGAUCUUGGUCCCCUUCCCACCAUUCAAUCACUGGAAAAAUCCAUUUCAACUAUAUUGGUCAACAGUCAUCCAACACUAGCCAAACCACGCCCGUCUAUGGUUGGACUUGUGAACAUCGCCGGUGCUCACAUCAAACCACCGAAACCUCUAUCGGAAGAUCUACAACGGUUUAUGGAUGGAGCCAAUCAUGGAGUCGUCUACUUUUCUCUUGGAGCGUAUCUGCAAAGCUCUCAAAUGCCCACGGAGAAACGAUCCAUUCUGCUGAAGGUCUUUGGAAAACUCAAACAACGUGUAAUUUGGAAGUUCGAAACCGAUGACCUAACUGACGUUCCAGAGAAUGUAAUGAUUCGCAAGUGGGCUCCCCAGAAUGACAUCCUGGCGCAUGGGAAUGUAGUUCUAUUCAUUUCACAUGGUGGUUUGUUCGGGACAUUUGAAUCGAUGCACCACGGAGUGCCUACGUUGUUCAUACCGUUUUUCGCCGAUCAGCCACGGAAUGCAGCACGAGGAGUCCGAAGUGGCUACGCUCGGCAACUGCUGUUCAAGGAUAUCACUGAGGAUUCAUUCCUGGCGAAUAUUGAGGAGAUGGUUCAGAACAGUAGCUAUUCGAAGAAGGCAAGGGAAAUUUCCGUAGUGUUUUGCGAUCGACUGACGGAUCCGAUGAACGAAUCGAUCUACUGGAUGGAGUACGUCAUGCGCCACAGGGGAGCGAAACAUUUGAAGUCCAAUGCAGUCGAUCUUUCGGUGGUUCAGUAUAUGAUGCUGGAUGUGGGAGGUAUUGCGAUGGCAGGCGUUAUGGUGUUUGGGGUGCUGCUGAAUAUUUUCUGCUGCAGAAUACUUUCGAUAAAGGGGACAAAGCUAAAGCGAAGUUGA